UCCUCCUCGCAGCACUGUCUCUCUCUGCUUUCGCUUGCAGUAGUAUCAGGGCAGCCUCAUUCUCUCAGGAUGAAGGGCCCUUGUGUGCUGUUCGUGGCUCUAACUGUCUGCAAUUCCAUCGCCAAGCCCCUCGGAAGCAUAUCUCAAGAUGAACUUGGCAUCUCACACCGCUUCCGUAGGAGUCUCCCUGUCAACUUACCUUUUGAGCCUGAGAUGCUGUCCUAUAUGCCUCCUGAGUCAUCACGAAAUGAGCCCCUCUACCCAGACAUGAAUCAAGCAAUGCUGGCCAGGUUACUAACUGCCUACCCACAGGAAGAGCUGCUGGCUCAAGCUUUGGAGAGAAUGGGGAGCCAGCACAGAGUGGAACCCACUCAGGACAACCUGUCACUCCACCAACUGCUUGAGGAAGGACACAGGAGAGAUAAGGAAACCUUGUAUCUGGCAAACCUCCUGCACUUGUGGAACCAAAUCAAUCAGGCCAGAGGAUAUUCUGAACAGGUACCUCGUGGACCCAUGAAGAUUGAUGGUGAUUUUCCAAGAUCUUACCAAGAUUACGAUGAGACAGGUUUAGGCCCCAUCAGACCACAGGUUACAAGGAGCCAGAUGGCACAGGCCCUGAGCCAUUACAGACAGGAUGGGGGAUAUGAGGGCCCCUCUCUUCGCUUGCAAUCAGAAGAACCCAACGAUGAAGCUGUACCCAUGGACGAGGACAUGUUACGAUAUUUGAUGACUCGUGUCCUCUCUGCAAUGAGUGAAGUGCCCCAGCGCCUGCCCCCCACUUCCAAUCGCCGUAUGCGCCGCGCCAUUGAUGAUGAGAUGAAAGGAGAUCUGUCUCCCAACCUCCUUCGUGUGAAACGACUGGACGAUGAGCUGGAUUCUGACUAUGCUACCAAUGGACUGCUGCGCAGGAAGAGGAUUGAUGGGGAUUUAGAUACUCAGCCGAAACAUUUUUCUGAACACAGGAUGACAGAAAGGCUCCUGAAAUAUCUCCCUGACUAACUGUAUCUAUACAUACCCAUAUACUCCUCUAUGGCUUCUAUACUUCAAGCAUAACCCCGUACUCUAUAUUACAUCAUUCGUACCUCCAUACUGUAUCCAUAUGUCACUCGUACCUCCCUACUGUAUCCAUACAUCACUCGUACCUCCAUACUGGAUCUAUACAUCACUCUACCUCCUUACUGUAUCCAUACGUCACUCGUACCUCCAUAAUGUAUCCAUUCGAAACUUAUACCUCCCUACUGUAUCUAUGCCUCACUGGUACCUCCCUACUGUAUCUAUGCCUCACUGGUACCUCCCUACUGUAUCUAUGCCUCACUGGUACCUCCCUACUGUAUCCAUACAUCACUCGUACCUCCCUACUGUAUCCAUACGUCAAUCAUACCUCCCUACUGUAUCUAUGCCUCACUGGUACCUCCAUACUGUAUCCAUACAUCACUCGUACCUCCCUACUGUAUCCAUACGUCAAUCAUACCUCCCUACUGUAUCUAUACCUCACUGGUACCUCCCUGCUGUAUCUAUACGUCACUCGUACCUCCAUACUGUAUCCAUACGUCACUCGUACCUCCAUACUGUAUCCAUACAUCCCUUGUACCUUCAUACUGCAUCCAUACGUCACUCGUACCUCCAUAAUGUAUCCAUUCGUCACUUAUACCUCCAUACUGUAUCUAUACAUCACCAUACUGUAUCUAUACCUCCAUUCUGUAUCUAUACAUCACUCUGCCUCAUUACUGUAUCUAUACAUCACUCGUACCUCCCUACUGUAUCCAUAUGUCACUCGUACCUCCCUACUGUAUCUAUACCAUUUCAGUCUAUCUGGGGUAGUGACAGACGGAGAAUGUAAGUUUUGGUUGGGGCCAAUCAAUGUUUUAACCGUUGUGCAAUUGUGGGAAUCAGGGGAUGGGGCGCAGGGCGGUUCAGAAGAUGUGAAAUUGUGGCUAGUUUUCUACAUAUGCUGUAUGUACAUUGCAUACAUGUGCACACACGCAUUUUGUACACAUACAUACAUGUAUACAAAUACUGUCUGCAACGGGAAGCAGUUUUGCCUUAAAUAAAGGGUCUUAAAUGCUUAGUAUUGUGAGUGACACUAUAAUAUUCGCUCCACAAUAUGCACAGACAUUGCUCUGUAACAAUACAAAUAGAAAACAACACCCACCACACACAGACCGCACUCUGUAACCACACACACAGACAGCUCUCUAUAACCACACACACUGACAGUGCUCUGCAACCCCACACACACAGACAGAGCUCUAUAACCACACACAGACAGCGCUCUGGAAGCACACACACACACAGACAGCGCUCUGUAAGCACACACACACACAGACAGCACUCUGUAAGCAAACACACACAGACAGCACUCUGCAAGCACACACACAGUGCUCCUGGUAAUAGGCAGGUUAGAGAGACAGAAGGCUUUGGUGAUUCCAUUUUACAUUGAGUUCACUGAGAAAGCAAAGCAAGCCAUAGACUUUAUUGUAUAACUCUAAUGCAACAUCCACAUAUCAAUACUUUGAAACGAAAGGAGGAGACAUGGAAAAUAUAAAUCUAGAUGUAUAGUGUGAUGACGUAUGAUGUAUCUUUCCAUCACACGCACAGACAGCACUCUGUAAGCACACACACACAGACAGUGCUCUGUAACCACACACACACACAGACAGUGCUCUGUAACCACACAAACAGACAGUGCUCUGUAACCACACAAACAGACAGUGCUCUGUAACCACACGCACAGACAGUGCUCUGUAACCGCACACGCACAGACAGCACUCCAUAACCACACACACAGACAGUGCUCUGUAACCACACACGCACAGACAGUGCUCUGCAACCGCACACACAUAGACAGCACUCUGUAACCACACACACAGUGCUCUGCAACCGCACACGCACAGACAGCACUCUGUAACCACACACACAGUGCUCUGCAACCGCACACGCACAGACAGCACUCCAUAACCACACACACAGACAGUGCUCUGUAACCACACA
This is a messenger RNA of Pelobates fuscus (common spadefoot toad), 2991 nucleotides long. RefSeq lists its product as uncharacterized. Gene Ontology annotation, biological process: negative regulation of endopeptidase activity. Bases 70 to 999 code for a protein of 309 amino acids. Gene Ontology annotation, molecular function: endopeptidase inhibitor activity. The transcript has 3 exons. The record is from RefSeq and is a predicted model, not a curated record. NCBI's taxonomy places the organism in Eukaryota, Metazoa, Chordata, Amphibia, Anura, Pelobatidae.